Molecule: messenger RNA, 300 nt
Organism: Fraxinus pennsylvanica
Lineage: Eukaryota; Viridiplantae; Streptophyta; Magnoliopsida; Lamiales; Oleaceae
Source: the annotation of a GenBank genome assembly
AUGAAAAUUCUCCAUCUAUUAUAUCCCAUUCUUUGCCUCUUUCUCUUCCUACAACUAUUUCAUGACUGCUACACCCUCAAAGACCUCAAUAAUGGCUCUUCAUAUCAUCCUUUGAUCCAUAGGAAAGCACUGGCCACUAGCAGAAAGUUUGACUUUAAGCCGUUUCUCAAUCGCAUCCGCCACCGGAAACCUCCACCGGAUCUUCACCAGCAGCCGGCCACACCGGGAAACGAGAUCGACCCACGUUAUGGUGUGGAAAAGCGCCGUGUCCCUACUGGACCAAACCCUUUACACCAUUAA